ACAUAUACAAUGACCUGGACUGUUUGCAACGUGCCAAAGCCUGUCCACCACGACCAUGGCUACGCGCAGCUCACUGUUCCGCUUGUGCCCGGAGAGUAUGAGUACAAGAUUGUUCUGCCAUCCAAGGAGACUGUCAAGCACAACGAGGAGGCCUGGGUUAUGCAAUAUGACAGCUGGAAGACCACCUUUAGCGGACAUAACUACCAUGGCCACCACGGACACAUGGCAUGCAGCUGCAGCCACACCAAUCACUGCCACCAUCCUCACCACGGACACUGCGGCCACCACCACUGAGCGGUUACCAGUGAGGCGUGGGCGCCACUGGAUCUGCUUCUUUCACGGAUAACCCCAGAUUCCUCAGUUUCACUCUGGCCCAUUUAUCAUCCAACCACACCAACCUAAUGCUCCACUCUACUCUCUUGGCGAGCAUUGUCACACAAGCCUCCUCUCCCGAUAC
Molecule: messenger RNA, 457 nt
Organism: Linderina pennispora
Lineage: Eukaryota; Fungi; Kickxellomycota; Kickxellomycetes; Kickxellales; Kickxellaceae
Exons: 1
Coding region: 10-294 (94 amino acids)
Source: RefSeq, a predicted model, not a curated record